UCAAGAUGACUGGUUACGUGCAGUCUUUGGAUAGGCUGGGUUUUCCCAUAAGCGAUGAGUUCGCUACAGAUAUAGUUCUGAACUCUCUUCCUAGUGCAUAUGCUCCGUUCAUCUCGAACUAUCACAUGCAUGGUAUGGAUAAGAAGCUCACUGAACUACAUGGGAUGCUCAAGACAGCAGAGGCUGACCUCAAGAAAGGCACCAGUCAAGUGUUGAUGGUGCAGAAUAAGGCUAAGUUCAAGAAGGGUUCUUGGACUAAGAAGAAGAAGGCUAAGUCAGGAGGCAAAACUCAGGACUCUGUCCCGAGCGCUGCCUCAGGGACUAAGCCGUCUCCUGCAGCUGGAUCCACUUGCUUCUAUUGCAAGACGGAUGGGCACUGGAAGAGGAACUGCAGCAAGUUUUUGGCUGACAAAGCCAAGAGUGGAAGUGGGACUUCUAACUCAGGGGCUGGUAAGAACUAGGAGCGUGGCAAGAG
This is a messenger RNA of Brachypodium distachyon (stiff brome), 475 nucleotides long. RefSeq lists its product as uncharacterized. The coding region runs from base 6 to 461 and encodes 151 amino acids. The transcript has 2 exons. The record is from RefSeq and is a predicted model, not a curated record. NCBI's taxonomy places the organism in Eukaryota, Viridiplantae, Streptophyta, Magnoliopsida, Poales, Poaceae. Gene Ontology annotation, molecular function: nucleic acid binding; zinc ion binding.